AUUCAGAAGUAGCAUGUCGGUCACCUCGGUUCCUUUCCCGCCGGUGCAUCCACUUGCUCUUGACCUCGUCAACUGCAUUAUGAGGCUCCUGUUCGCCCUGCCAUCAGUGCUCGCCGCGGCCGUGCCCCACGUAGGCAAGAGGGUUCACCACGAGCUCGCCGGCCCAUCGCUCGAACACUGGCCCCAGACAGCCGCUCGCUCGCUUGAUGACAUGAUCGCGAGAUAUGCCAACUCCUCCAACUACGCGAUCUUCGAUUGGGACAACACGAGCGACCGCUACGACUUGGAAGAGUCUCUCAUGCCAUACCUUGAGAGCAUCGGCGUGCUUCACGAGGAUGUACUUGACCCUGCUCUUCGCGUUGUGCCCUUCCUCGAUGGCGAGUCCAUGUACGGCUACUACCUGCGGCUCUGCGAAAUAGACGACAACAUCUGCUAUUGGUGGGCGGCGGCCGUCUUUAGCGGCAUCAAGCUUGAAGAGCUCAAGAGGCACGUAGAUGACCUUAUGACCCUCAACGGGGCGGUAAAGACAACGUUCACAGACGAGAACGGGACCCUAGUGGAGGUUCAAGUCAACACUCCGCGUAUCUUUCGUGGCCAGGUCGAACUCUACAACCGCCUAAUGGCGAAUGGCAUCAACGUCUACGUUAUUAGCGCCGCGGCCGAGGAGCUGGUACGAAUGGUGGCCUCGGACCCGAAGUACGGCUAUAAUGUGCCCCCAGAGAAUGUUAUCGGCGUGUCGCUCCUGCUGAACAACUCUGGAGUGCUCACGACCGCACGCAAGCAGAUCGCCGAAGGGGUAUACAACAACUCGAACGGCCAGUUUGUCCUCACGCCCACUUUAUGGGCGCCCGCGACGUGGAUGACUGGCAAAUGGGCCGCCGUGCUUUCGUACAUUGACCAGUGGAAGCUUCCUGUCCUCGCGGCGGGCGACACCCCUGUGUCGGAUGGUCCAAUGAUCUUCCAUGGAAUCAACCGCGACGACGGCAUCAAGCUGUGGGUAAACCGCAAAGCGUCGUACAUGGAGGAGAUUGCCAAGAUGAACGAGACGUUCGCUAUUGAGCAAGCCGAGCAAGGCCGCCCCGUCACCGCGGAUAAGGGAUGGGUGAUCGUCACGCCGGACGAAAUCCAGUAGUGCUAGAGGGUGGUAUGUUCCACGUCACGCCCCAUUGAAUGGGUGGGCUUGCGCAUGAGAUGCAAAGAGACUCAAGGAAGUGACGGAU
Cutaneotrichosporon oleaginosum is the source of this 1220-nucleotide messenger RNA. RefSeq lists its product as uncharacterized. The record is from RefSeq and is a predicted model, not a curated record. Lineage: Eukaryota; Fungi; Basidiomycota; Tremellomycetes; Trichosporonales; Trichosporonaceae.